AUGGCGGACGAGGAAUUCGAUGGAGAGGACGGAGGAGGAGAUUAUGACGAUAUUGUUGAAGAAGACAAUAACAUAGAAGAAGUUGAGGAACAAGAGGAAGACGGUUAUAAUGUUCAGUGUUUAGCUCCGGGGCAAGCCGGCGGUGGAGUAGAGAAAUCUAAACGGAUCACGACUAGAUAUAUGACAAAAUAUGAAAGGGCAAGAGUAUUAGGGACGAGAGCUCUGCAAAUAGCGAUGUGCGCUCCCGUCAUGGUGGAACUUGAAGGUGAAACGGAUCCCUUACAAAUUGCAAUGAAAGAAUUAAAGCAGAGAAAGAUUCCCAUAAUCAUACGAAGAUACCUCCCCGACCACUCUUAUGAAGAUUGGAGUAUAGAUGAACUUAUUAUAAUAGAUCAUUAG
Molecule: messenger RNA, 399 nt
Organism: Danaus chrysippus (African queen)
Lineage: Eukaryota; Metazoa; Arthropoda; Insecta; Lepidoptera; Nymphalidae
Source: the annotation of a GenBank genome assembly